CGGGAGUCGCGUGCUCUGCCGGUGGUAAUGCAAGGGUCGAGAAGGGGAGCGCCGUGAAGUUGGCCGGUGGUGCGGGCAUGAUCAUGGCGAACACCGCCGAGAGUGGAGAAGAACUCCUUGCGGACUCUCACCUCAUUCCUGCAACGAUGGUCGGAGAAACCGUAGGUAACAAGAUCCGGAAGUACAUUGCGUCCGACCUGUCUCCCACCGCCAACAUCGUUUUCCGAGGGACGGUCAUCGGGCCUGACCCGGCAUCACCGAAGGUCGCUGCAUUCUCGAGCCGAGGCCCGUACCUCCACGCGCCGGAGAUCAUCAAGCCGGACGUUAUCGCCCCCGGUGUCAAUAUCUUGGCGGCAUGGAGCAACGAGAGCGCUCCUACCGAUCUCGAGAUUGAUCCGAGGCGUGUUGAAUUCAACAUUAUCUCCGGAACUUCAAUGGCGUGCCCGCACGUCAGCGGGCUUGCUGCGCUGCUCAAGAAGGCACACCCGGACUGGAGUCCGGCUGUGAUCAAGUCAGCGUUGAUGACUACAGCCUACAAUGUCGAUAAUUCCGGUGACACCAUAAGAGAUCUGGCCACUGGAGACGAGUCCAACCCUUUUGCUCGAGGAUCUGGUCACGUCGAUCCCAAUAAAGCGCUCGAUCCUGGUCUAGUCUACGAUCUUCAAACCGUCGACUACAUUGCGUUCCUCUGCUCGGUCGGGUACUCUCCACAGCAGAUCGCCAUUGUUGCUAGAGACGGAACAACUGUAAAUUGCUCGGCGAUUAACAAGAAAUUGGCGAGCGCAGGAGGCCUCAACUAUCCUUCCUUCUCUGUUGUUUUCUCGUCCGAUAACGAUAUUGUGACCUAUAAUCGAGAGGUGAAGAACGUCGGAAGCGGACCAGCGACGUACGAAGUUGAAGUAUCUAGCCCUGAGGGGGUGAAUGUAACAGUGAGACCGAGUAAGCUCGUGUUCGAUUCUCCAGGACAGAGCUUAUCGUACGAGAUUGCAUUUGUUUCGAUUUCGAGAUCGAAGGCUGAUGAUUUUGUGUUUGGAUCAAUCUCAUGGAGUGAUGGAGUUCAUGAGGUGAGAAGUCCGGUUGCUGUUGGCUGGAGCUUGAAGCUUUCGGCCUCAAUUUGAGAUGAUUGAGGGUCGAGCUAUGAAUAGGGCGGUUCAUGAGAGAAUAAUCGAAUUAGGAUUCAGUCUUUGUAUUAUGAGAAGAUCUCUUACGUAUCCUUUGUUGAUUAAGGGGUUUGUUGAUAUUGUAUUCGAGCUUGAGAUGUUCGAGGAUUCUAGCCCUUUUAUACGUCUUGAUUAUAUUCAUACUCUCUUUUA
Molecule: messenger RNA, 1313 nt
Organism: Asparagus officinalis (garden asparagus)
Lineage: Eukaryota; Viridiplantae; Streptophyta; Magnoliopsida; Asparagales; Asparagaceae
Product: subtilisin-like protease SBT1.4
Exons: 1
Coding region: 78-1118 (346 amino acids)
Biological process (GO): proteolysis
Molecular function (GO): serine-type endopeptidase activity
Source: RefSeq, a predicted model, not a curated record